Molecule: messenger RNA, 946 nt
Organism: Dicrocoelium dendriticum
Lineage: Eukaryota; Metazoa; Platyhelminthes; Trematoda; Plagiorchiida; Dicrocoeliidae
Source: the annotation of a GenBank genome assembly
AUGAUAACGAACGUCGUGUUUAGGCUCGGUAGAGUCGGUAUUAGAGCGGACCAAAGUGGGGGGGGGGGCGGGGGGGGGGGGGGGGGGGGGGGGGGGGGGGGGGGGGGGGGGGGGGGGGGGGGGGGGGGGGGGGGGGGGGGGGGGGGGGGGGGGGGGGGGGGGGGGGGGGGGGGGGGGGGGGGGGGGGGGGGGGGGGGGGGGGGGGGGGGGAGGGGGGGGGGGGGGGGGGGGGGGGGGGGGGGGGGGGGGGGGGGGGGGGGGGGGGGGGGGGGGGGGGGGGGGGGGGGGGGGGGGGGGGGGGGGGGUUUUGUUGUUGUUGUUGAAGUAGUGACUUACGAAUCAAAACAGUUAAGUCAUCGUCCAAUUGUUCCCGUCUACCUCAACGCACAUCAGUUAGCCAGUGAGGUUCGUCUCCCUCUUCGAUUGUAUUUGAACGCUAACAUGCACCCAACAUUUAAGACCCUUGCUAGCGACGCGAAUCUUGGCGCCCGUUAUGUGGAUGAUUAUACAAGCUAUUUAAUUCGAGACGUAAUUACUGAAUCAGAAGUGCCCUUGGGUACUGAACAAGAAACGGUUGGUGCAACCGGUUCGGAUGUGCGGGUUAUCUCAAAGGACUCUGACGAUAAUUCCUGCGGACGAGCCGACCAACAGUGGCCCCUCGGAAGGAUUGCGACACGUCGUUUGGUGGCGAUGCACCGCGCAGCUGCCGCGUUGCAGAAGAGUUUGAAGCCACCCAUUCCAUCUAACUCUCACCGCUUUUCACUUGCUAAAUCUACAUCGCCCAUCAGUCUGUCUUCAUCAAUUCCAUGGGUGAGUUUCAUUGAGAUAACAGAGUCUUUACCCGCCUCCGUAGUUCCAUCUGCCUCGUUAACUUCCGAUGCUAUACCUAGAUGCACUCGGUGUCGCUAUUCAUCACUUUUGGGUAGUUGGUCACUCUGCUAGGGUU